GCGGCCUGACGCCGCCAUGCACGGGCCUCCCUGCGCCACCCGGAGCCCCAAGGGAGCGUGGGGUCCGCAGGCGCGGCCUCCAGCACCGCCGCCGGCCUCCCCCGCGGCGCUGAGCCGGUCCCCGGCCCAAGCCUCCUCCCGAGGGCUCCUCCACCCGCCUCGCUGCGCCCCGGGGCCCCGGGGCCCAUGAGGGCCUGCGCUGCCCGAUGCUGCUGCCCGCCGCCCGGACGGCGGCCCGAUGCCCGUUAUGCCCAUCCCGCGGCGGGUGCGCUCGUUCCACGGCCCGCACACCACCUGCCUGCACGCCGCCUGCGGGCCCGCGCGCGCCUCGCGCCCCGCGCGCACCAAGUACAACAACUUCGACGUGUACGCGCGCGCGCGCUGGCUCUACGGCUUCAUCCGCUUCUUGCUCUACUUCAGCUGCAGCCUCUUCACCGCGGCGCUCUGGGGCGCGCUGGCCGCGCUCUUCUGCCUGCAGUACCUGGGCGUGCGCGCCCUGCUGCGCUUCCAGCUCAAGCUGUCGGUGCUGCUGCUGCUGCUGGGCCGCCGCCGCCUGGACUUCCGCCGCCUCAACGAGCUGCUGGUGUCCGCCAUCCACGUGACCAUGCUGCUGGUGGGGGGCCUGGGCUGGUGUUUCAUGGUCUUCCUGGACAUGUGAAGUCGGGUGGGGGGCUUUGAGAGGGAGCCCCCCUAGGAGGGGUGUGGCAGCGCACCUGGAGGGGGGAGUCCCAGCUUGAAGGGGUGUCCUGCCUGGCAUCCUUGAUCAGCGCUGCUGCUUGAGCGGGUUGCAGCCAGCCCCCCAUCCUCCCAGGCUGCAGGGGCGCCUGGACCUGGCCUAUGCAGAAAGGCCCCACGAGGCUGACCGUCAUCGAGAGGGAGCCCCAGAUCCCUGGUUCCUGCAGCACCACCUUAGAGGGUGACCCCCAGGAAAAAGAAAAAAGUCAAAUGUAGAUCAGGUGGCAUCUUCGUUCCUGUUGACUUUCUGGCCCUCCCUUUGAGGGAGUGCCCCAGUUCCAUACUGGUAUCCAUCCUGGGUAGAUGUGAGGUCCCCAGGGGCAACACAGGAGCAAACCUGGGGGUACACCAGGUUUACUUCUCAGCUCCCCUGGCACCUACCUGCCUUGGGAGCUGCUGGACCAGUGACCAGCAGGGGGAGGGGAGAGUUUCUGGUCAGCAGCUUUCUUAUUCUGCAGGGCACGGGUUGCUCUGGGGCUGGGGCUCAGCCAUCUCAGCUCUGGGUGAUCCUGGGCAGGGAUUUGGGGUGGGAGGGGCUGCAGGGUGCCUGGGAGUGACAUGAAUCUACUGCCCCAAGCAGAAACUCAGGCCAAACUCAGGCCUACAGGGCUGGAAGUGGGGGGCAGCCUGGACCCUCCAGUGUGAGGGUGUUUGCAUACUCCCUGGCUGAAUGUCUCUUCUCUCCCUCCCCCCCUUUUUGCACUGAGUCUUGCUUUGUUUCCUGUUAUGUGGUUCAAGUUCUAGGGCCCCAGAGCCCCCGUCUCCGAGGUGGGUGCAUGUCCUGGGAUGAGACGGCAGCUGUCUGCCAGGGCGCACCAACCUGCUCGUUGCCAGUGCCUGUGGGGUCCUGUGAAGGAACCGCCUGCAUUAAACUUAUUUUUCUACUGUGA
Messenger RNA from Suncus etruscus (white-toothed pygmy shrew), 1625 nucleotides. It is a transcript of the gene TMEM250, whose product is annotated as transmembrane protein 250. The record is from RefSeq and is a predicted model, not a curated record. NCBI's taxonomy places the organism in Eukaryota, Metazoa, Chordata, Mammalia, Eulipotyphla, Soricidae. The transcript is spliced from 2 exons. The coding region runs from base 239 to 658 and encodes 139 amino acids.